AUGUUAAAACCUAUUAUAAUAAAGGAUAAAAUUCAAAAAAAUAUAUUGAAAGAUCAAAAAUAUGAAGAUGAUAAAUCUUUUCUAAAUCCACAUGAAGGUGAUAAGGCAAGUAUACUGCAAGAAACAAGAGUUUUUUCAAGUUAUCCAUUGAAUACACAAAAAUGUUUACAAAUUUUAACAAAAAUUCUUUAUUUAAUAAAUAAAGGUGAAGAUAGUUUAACAUCUCAGGAAUGCACAGAUAUAUUUUUUAGUAUAACAAAAUUAUUUCAAUCCAAUAAUGAAAGGUUAAGAAGGAUGGUAUACUUAUUAAUAAAAAACCUACCAGUUAGCGAAAAAGAAAUAUUUAUUGUAACAAGUUCAUUAACAAAAGAUAUGAAUUCAGCAAAUGAUUGUUAUAGAGCAAAUGCAAUUAGAGUAUUAAGUAAAAUAAUUGAUUAUUCAAUGGCUACUCAGAUUGAAAGAUAUUUAAAAACAGCAAUUGUUGAUAAAAAUGCUUUUGUUUCGUGUUCAGCGUUAUUAUGUGGAUUAAAUUUAUUUUCAAUUGCUUCUUGUGAUAUUGUAAAAAAAUGGAUAAAUGAAGUUAGUGAAUGUAUUAAUAGCAAAAACCCAAUGAUACAAUUUCAUGCAUUAACUUUGUUAUGCUCAAUUAAACAUCAAGAUAAACUAGCCUUAGAAAAAAUUAUAAGUUCAUAUAAUAAAACAUCAAAUAAUUUAUCAAGUUCUUUAGCAAAUUGUCUUUUAAUAAAAUAUGCAUCCUAUUUAAUAUACUGUACAGAAGUAGAAAAUGAAUUAAAUAAUAUGAGUAAAUAUAAUCAAACGAAUUAUAAGGAAAAAUAUAAUAAUAUACCUAAUUCAAUGCAUAAUAUGCAAGAUUAUACAUUCAAUAAAAACAACAUGAUUCAUCCAACUACUAAAGUUUGUUUUGAUUAUUUAAAAAUUUGCUUAAAAAGUAAAGAUAUCAUGAUUUUAUUCGAAUGCAUCAAAUGCAUUUUUGAUUUAGCUAUUCAUGAUAAAGAAGGCAAAAAUACUACUUCCGUAUUUAAUGUAGACAUAUUAAAUGAAUGUAUGAAAAUUUGUCAGAUUUUUUUAUUAUCAUCAAAAACAGUAGAUAAAUUUAGUAUAAUAAGACAACUUAAUAAAUUAUCUCAUCAUAGACCACAUGUAGCCUCUAGAUUAAAUCAAGAUAUAGAAAAUUUAUUAAUAGAUAGUAACAAAAGUAUAUGCGUUUUAGCAUUUACAACUCUUCUAAAAACAGGAAAUGAAUCAAAUAUAGAUAAAUUAUUAAAUCAAAUUAAUAAUUAUAUGAGUGGUGAUAACAGUUUUUUUAAAAUUCAGAUUAUUGAAGAAGUAAAAAAUUUAUGUUUUAUUUAUCCAAAUAAAUGCAACAUUAUUUUAAAUUUUUUAUCAAAUAAUUUGAGAGAUGAAGAAUCAUAUCAAUUUAAAUCAAAUACAAUAGAUGCAAUAAUCUUAAUAAUAAGUCAAAUACCCAAUUCAGAAGAAACAGCAAUAUUACAACUAUGCGAAUUUAUAGAAGAUUGUGAAUAUAACUCUUUAUUAUUGAGAGUUAUCAGAUUUUUAUUAUUACAUAUUCCUAAAACAAAAAACCCAUCUAAAUAUAUUAGAUAUAUUUAUAAUCGUUUAAUUCUAGAAAAUCCAACUAUAAGAGUUGAUGGAAUGUAUGCUUUGUUUCAUAUUGCUCUAAAAUGUGCUGAAAAUUCUAAAGAUAUUUUAUUUUUGUUAAAAUGUUUAUUAGCAGAUAAUGAUGAUGAGGUAAGGGAUAGAACUAACUUUUUUUAUUAUAUUCUUAAUGAAAAAAUAAAGGAAAUGGAGUUAAACAAAAAAAAUAAUUUACUAGAAAUGAACAAUGAUCAGAAUAUAUCAUUAAUUGAUGAUUUAUUAACAUUUGAUAAAUCGACAGAUAUUGAUCAUUUAUUAUAUUUUAUUACUAAUCAUAUAAAAGAAAAUAUAAGUGAAGAAUUUCAUUAUGAAAAAUUAAAAGAUGAAAUAAUUAAGAGUAAUGAUAUAAAUAAAGAUACACUUUAUAUAAAAAAAAAAAGUUCUUAUACAGAAAUGUUAAAUAAUGUUAGUAUGACAAAAUUUAUUGAAAUAACAACUGAUUCUAUAUAUUCGGAAAAUAUUUCAAGUUUUAUAGAAAAGUAUAAUAUUGGCAAUUUAAAAAUUAUUAAUAAAUCAAUACCACUAACAGAAAGUGAAGCUGAAUAUACAGUUUUUGUAAAAAAAUACAUUUAUGAGAAUCAUAUUAUAUUAGAAUUUACUAUUCACAAUACGUUAAGUGAGCAAAUAUUAUCUAGAGUGGCAUUACAGAUGAAUACCUAUGAAAAUAGAUGGUCUGUAUUAGAGCAAACUACUAUUGACAACUUACAUUAUAAUACUCCUAAAAACUUAUAUGUUCUCUUAAAAAAGAAUUCUACUUUUUCGAAUAACGAACUAAAUGAGGAUUCUUAUAAUGUUAAUCAAAAUUUUCAAAUUUCUUUGCAUUUUUUAGCAAAAGAAAAUGAAAUGGAUGAUGGAUUUCCUGACUCUUAUUCUAUUAAUCCCAUUAGUAUACAAAUAACUGAUUUUAUUAUUCCCAAAAUGUUAAGAAAUGGAGAAUUUAAACAUAUAUGGGAGAGUAUGAAUAAUUUGAAUUCUGAAUCAGUUAGUAAAUUUAGCUUAAAUUUUGAAAAUAUCCAAUCUGCUGUUGUAGGAUUAUUAAACACACUAAAUAUGAUGGCAUGUGAUAAUACAGAUAAUGUGGAAAGAAAUGCAACAAGUCAUAACAUGUUAUUAUCAGCUAAAUUUUUAAAUGAAUCAAAUGUUUUAUGUAAAGCUUCUUUAAUUCUUUCACAACAGUAUGGUUGUUUAUUAAAAAUUAUAUGUAGAUCAAAAAAUAAGUUUUUAUCAGAUUAUAUUUUAAAAUCAUUAGAAUAA
Molecule: messenger RNA, 2931 nt
Organism: Plasmodium gallinaceum
Lineage: Eukaryota; Apicomplexa; Aconoidasida; Haemosporida; Plasmodiidae
Product: coatomer subunit gamma, putative
Exons: 1
Coding region: 1-2931 (976 amino acids)
Biological process (GO): intracellular protein transport; endoplasmic reticulum to Golgi vesicle-mediated transport; protein secretion
Cellular component (GO): endoplasmic reticulum-Golgi intermediate compartment; Golgi membrane; endoplasmic reticulum
Molecular function (GO): structural molecule activity
Source: RefSeq, a predicted model, not a curated record